This is a messenger RNA of Meriones unguiculatus (Mongolian gerbil), 5029 nucleotides long. RefSeq names its product glucuronic acid epimerase (gene Glce). The coding region runs from base 384 to 2240 and encodes 618 amino acids. The transcript has 7 exons. The record is from RefSeq and is a predicted model, not a curated record. Gene Ontology annotation, cellular component: Golgi apparatus. Gene Ontology annotation, biological process: heparan sulfate proteoglycan biosynthetic process. NCBI's taxonomy places the organism in Eukaryota, Metazoa, Chordata, Mammalia, Rodentia, Muridae. Gene Ontology annotation, molecular function: heparosan-N-sulfate-glucuronate 5-epimerase activity.
AGCGGGCGGGCUCUCGCACACGAGCGCUUCCUCGCCGAGGGGUUGGAGCUGCGCCGCGCAGGCCUGGGCCGCCGAGUCUCCGCGGCCGCGUCGGUCCGACCCGGGGCUCGGGCCGCUCGCCCGCCGCCCGCCUCAGUUGAGACUUGACUCGAUUUUCACUUGGAAGAUUGAUCGGAGCAGUUGCCUAGUUGGAGACACCGUGGGAAAAGUGAUGCUGAGGAUCUUAGAGUCUUAAGGACAUGGCUCAGAGAAAAUCCUGAACUUGGAUCAUGUCAGGAAUUUAACAAGAAGAAACUGAAGUUUUGAUUCAAAUAUUUUUUGAAUUGAAGCCAGAAAUGUGCUAGGAUUUUGAUUCUUUCAUUUGAUUAAGGUAUGGUCUGAACAUGCGCUGUUUGGCAGCUCGGGUCAGCUACAAGACUCUGAUUGUUAUCUGUGCGCUCUUCACUUUGGUCACAGUACUUUUGUGGAAUAAGUGUUCUAUCGACAAAGCAAUCCAGUUUCCACGGCACUUGAGCGGUGGAUUCAGAGUGGAUGGAUUAGAAAAAAGAACAGCAGCAUCUGAAAGUAACCACUAUGCCCUCCACGUGCCCAAGCAGCAAUCGGAGGAGGCAUUUCCUCAGGAGCAACAGAAGGCACCCCCUGUCGUCGGGGGCUUCAACAGCAACGGAGGAAGCAAAGUGUUAGGUCUCAAAUAUGAGGAGAUUGACUGUCUCAUAAAUGAUGAACACACAAUUAAAGGGAGACGAGAGGGAAAUGAAGUUUUUCUUCCAUUCACUUGGGUGGAAAAAUACUUUGAUGUUUAUGGAAAGGUGGUUCAAUAUGAUGGCUAUGAUCGAUUUGAAUUCUCUCAUAGCUAUUCCAAAGUCUAUGCACAGAGAGCCCCUUACCAUCCUGAUGGUGUGUUUAUGUCCUUCGAAGGAUACAAUGUGGAAGUCCGAGACAGAGUCAAGUGUAUAAGUGGAGUUGAAGGUGUGCCAUUAUCGACACAGUGGGGACCUCAAGGCUACUUCUACCCAAUCCAGAUUGCACAGUAUGGGCUAAGUCAUUACAGCAAGAAUCUAACCGAGAAACCCCCUCACAUAGAGUUAUACGAGACAGCAGAAGACAGGGACAGAAACAUCAGACCUAAUGAAUGGACUGUGCCUAAGGGCUGCUUCAUGGCCAGUGUGGCUGAUAAGUCUAGAUUCACCAAUGUUAAACAGUUUAUUGCUCCAGAAACCAGUGAAGGUGUGUCUUUGCAGCUGGGAAACACAAAAGACUUCGUUAUUUCAUUUGACCUCAAGCUCCUAACGAAUGGGAGUGUGUCUGUGGUUCUGGAGACCACAGAAAAGAAUCAGCUCUUCACUGUGCAUUACGUCUCAAACACCCAGCUAAUCGCUUUUAAAGACAGGGACAUAUACUAUGGCAUUGGGCCCAGAACUUCGUGGAGCACAGUUACCAGAGACCUGGUCACUGACCUCAGGAAAGGAGUGGGUCUUUCUAACACAAAAGCUGUCAAGCCAACCAAAAUCAUGCCCAAAAAGGUGGUUAGGCUGAUUGCAAAAGGGAAAGGAUUCCUGGACAACAUUACCAUCUCAACCACAGCCCACAUGGCUGCAUUCUUUGCCGCUAGUGACUGGCUAGUGAGGAACCAGGAUGAGAAGGGUGGAUGGCCAAUUAUGGUGACCCGGAAGUUAGGAGAAGGCUUUAAGUCUUUAGAGCCAGGGUGGUACUCUGCUAUGGCACAAGGGCAAGCCAUCUCUACCUUAGUCAGGGCCUAUCUUCUAACAAAAGACCUUGUAUUCCUCAAUUCAGCUUUAAGGGCAACAGCCCCAUACAAGUCCCUGUCCGAGCAGCAUGGAGUUAAAGCUGUGUUCAUGAGUAAACAUGACUGGUAUGAAGAAUAUCCAACUGCACCUAGCUCUUUUGUCUUAAAUGGCUUUAUGUAUUCUUUAAUUGGGCUGUAUGACCUAAAAGAAACAGCAGGGGAGAAGCUUGGCAAGGAAGCAAAGUCCUUGUAUGAGCGAGGCAUGGAAUCUCUGAAAGCCAUGCUGCCCUUGUAUGAUACCGGCUCUGGGACCAUUUAUGACCUCCGCCACUUCAUGCUGGGCAUUGCUCCCAACCUGGCCCGCUGGGACUACCACACCACCCACAUCAACCAGCUGCAGCUGCUCAGCACCAUCGAUGAGUCCCCAAUCUUCAAAGAAUUUGUGAAGAGGUGGAAAAGCUACCUUAAAGGCAGCAGGGCAAAGCACAACUAGAGCUCGAAACCAAAAGUGCAUUCCAGCCUCUUCUGAGCUCAAGGGCUGAGCUCUGUGUCAGCAGCAGGGCCAGCAACGCGUCGCACAUUUUAACUAGCUUGUGUUCUGGGUCUGUGGGUCAUAGCAACGUGAGAAGAAACCCUUACAGUUAGUCUUCUGAAACAGUUGCAUUCCGUGGGUCAGGUGCUUAGAAAUGUAGGCGCGGAAAGUGUUCAGUCAGUGUGCUGAACAAAGAUGUGAUUCGGCCUCCAUGCAGAGUUGCUCUGGGUCUGUGCAAGGCGAUGGUAAGGUGCUGCUAGCCUGCUGCCCAGCACUUACCUCAGACUUAGAGUGGAGUGCUUUCAGAAUGUGACUGUUUAUAUUUAUAUGAAAGCAGGCCUUUAGAAAACUGCGUGCAGCCUGGAUCGUGAACUGUGGUUUUAAAAACUGUUUCUUUCCCGUAGAUUGAUUUCCUGGGAGGGAGUAAGCAUUUGUUGCAUUUUUGUUCAAUUGUAUAUGAAAAAUAUUUUGAAUUAUGGUUUUCUUGAACUAUGUAUAUUUAAACAUAGCCCGUGUUCAGGUUUCAUGGUCACAUAACAUAAGCACAACUAAAAUGAAACUUGUUGACUGCACAAGAAAUUACAGACAUGCUAUGUUUUAUGAAACUUGAUCUACAAUCAGUAAGUUUGAUAAUCGUCUUCCCCCCCUCUGUUCCCAAUGCAGUGUGUCUUUGUCACUAUCUAUAAUGCUACAUUUCAUUUCAUGUAUACUUCAGUAAUUUUGUCCACUUAGAGGACAUUACCUAGAAUAUUACUUAUAAGCCUAAAUUUGUGACAGACCUAAUCAUGAUUUGAAGCUGAUCACCAGUUCCUUUUAGGAUGUUUCUCCCUUAAAAGAAAAUUGCUAGGUUAAAUGUUACAUUCAGGAAUCAAAGUGAAGUUCUUCCUGCCCAGAUUGUCACCAUCACUUUUCAUAUCGUUGCACACUGUUUCUCAGAAGCGUCAUUUUGAAUGACUCAAGCAUUGAAAUAGGGAAGAUAUUGCUGUCUGUUGGUGUGUGCCAUCAGAUCUGUAAGUUGGUGUCAGAGUCCUCACGCCAUGGGCAGUGUCUGUGCUAGGGCUUCAGGCAUUUGGUAAAAGCAACAGGGAUUGGUUUUGCUCUGGUUUUUGUUUAAGGUGUGAUAAAAUGGAGACAGAUGGGUAAUGUGAGCCUCACACAGUUUCUAGGGACAAACAACGGAGUUUACUGUGCUGUCUUCAGAGGCACCUUUAAGAGCCAGGUGGAUGGUCUGCCUACACAUUGUACUUCCGCUGAGUUCGGCUACCAGACACUGCUGAACAGGAAUGUGUAAGUAUUGCACACAUACACAUACAUACGUCAAACAUGUCCGCAUCAAAGGAGACAGGAGACAAGGUCUCUACUGAAGACGAUAUUGAGCUGUUGAAAAAUAAGCCUGGACUCCCAGUUUAUAUGCCCACACCUUAAUUUUGUCUACAAUGAAACCAGCGAGGUCAUUAGGUUCCUCAGCUUUUACUACCGCUGUGGUUCUCACACACUAGGUGUUUCAGCAACAUCCGAACAUGCACAUUUUGUCUCAGCAAUAAAAAUGAGGACUCCCUUUUUAUUUUCAGUACCUAUGUUCAAAACAGGCUUGCCCACCUGGGAACAGUGUUCGCUCUAUCAGAUUUGUUACUGGAGUGGUCCUGGCUUCUGCUCUCUGUUUGCAUAUAGGUCUUCAGAUGAGAGGAGUCAGUGAAAUCAUCCUGGUACUGCUUUUGUGACAAACACCAGUGCCUUACCAAUGUGGUUGUCCUUUUCUACUGAAGACGGAAGGUUUUUGGGUUUUUUUGUUUUGUUUUGUUUUUGGGUGUAGAAAUAACAGUUCACUGCUGUUGCUUUUCCACUGCCUUCCACGUUGCAACAGCUACUUGUCUUGAGAUGCCAGAACUCCCUAAGAGGUCACAUGGAGCCUGUGACGGUGACAGCACUGUUAGCGCUCGGCUUGUCAGACUUGAGGGCACUUCUGUGACACUGGGGGUUCACAAAAGUGAGACUGUAGGUGUGCAGAAAGUCUGCCUGUGAAGUGGGAUCCAUAGCAUGCUUAAUAGGUGAUGCUGCUUUGGGGGAGCUGGGGAUAUGUAGAGGAGCGCUGCCUGGGACCCAUGACAACAUUACCUAGGUUUUUAAAUCGUGUAAAUGUUUACUUAUCCUGAGUCUAGAGAGAAUGGGGCGGGUAUUUUAAAUUUUUGUUGUGUUUCUUUAAAAUUUUUCUUCAAAGGUAUUGGUUUGGUUCACUUUUCUGAAUUAGCUUCCAUGUUGAAUCUUUUGCCAUAUCAGUAGUAAAACAGCCAAAAGUUUCUAAACAAAGGGCAAGUUUGGCCCUUUAGGAGUUACUGUAUAUAACGCUUCAUUCAAGAGCACGCAGCAUCCAUGAGCAAGUGCAGAAAUGACACAGCACUCUCCAGAUGUGGCGGGCUGCUCUCUUUGUUGGUGUACAGGCUCACCAAAAGCUGCUGGUUUUGUUCUUGUAAUUGUUUCCUUGCUUCUCCAUUGUACAUGUGGGGCAUAUGCCAUGUGUCGAAUAUGCAAUAACGUGUUUACCGGAUGCCCUUCCGGAGGGUGGUCCUCUGUAAAGCUGUACAGCCUUUGCAGUUCAAGCACAAUGUGCACGUUAGUUUUCUAUACAGCGAAACUUGAUUUUUUCAAAUUGAAAGGUAUUUUGUUUCUAUAUAAAGUUUAAUGGGUUGUUUGUGCUUAAUGUAAAGCUGCUUUAUAAAAUUGUAAAAUAAAGUUUUUAUCUUGAAAAGGAA